Messenger RNA from Thamnophis elegans (Western terrestrial garter snake), 2285 nucleotides. RefSeq names its product lysine acetyltransferase 5 (gene KAT5). Bases 81 to 1646 code for a protein of 521 amino acids. NCBI's taxonomy places the organism in Eukaryota, Metazoa, Chordata, Lepidosauria, Squamata, Natricidae. The transcript has 14 exons. The record is from RefSeq and is a predicted model, not a curated record. Gene Ontology annotation, molecular function: histone acetyltransferase activity. Gene Ontology annotation, biological process: regulation of DNA-templated transcription.
GGGAAGAGGGGUUCCGCUCCCCGGAAGUAGUUUCGGCCGAUGCCGGAAGAGAAGGCCCCGGCAAACGGCGAGAGCCUAAGAUGGCGGAGGUGGAGGAAGUGACCGAAGGGUGUAACCUCCCCGUCUUGCGCCGUAACCAAGAAAACGAAGACGAGUGGCCGCUGGCUGAAAUCCUGAGUGUCAAAGACAUCAGUGGCCGGAAACUUUUCUAUGUUCACUAUAUUGAUUUCAACAAGCGUCUGGACGAAUGGGUCACUCACGACCGGCUGGAUUUAAAGAAGAUCCAGUUCCCCAAGAAAGAAGCCAAGACCCCCACCAAGAACGGGCUGCCCGGAUCCCGGCCCAGCUCCCCGGAACGUGACGUGAGGAAGACCUUGGAUCUACAACCAGCCACUCCAUCCAGCGGUAAAACCCUACCCAUCCCGGUGCAGAUAACCCUCCGUUUUAACCUAUCUAAAGAGAGGGAGGCCGUCCCUGGCUCGCCCGACCAACCCCUCUCCUCCAGCUCCUGCGUCCAGCCAAACCAUCGUUCUACGAAACGGAAGGUGGAAGUGGUCUCCCCCGCAACCCCCAUCCCUGUUGUGAGCGAGACAACACAGGCCUCGGUUUUCCCCCAGAAUGGCUCCGCUCGCCGAGCCGUGGCCGCCCAGCCGGGCCGGAAGAGAAAAUCCAACUGUCUCGGGACAGAUGAGCAGGAUUCCCAGGACAGCUCGGACGGGAUCCCGUCGGCGCCCCGCAUGACGGGCAGCUUGGUCUCAGACCGGAGCCACGAUGACAUCGUCACCCGCAUGAAGAACAUCGAAUGCAUCGAACUCGGGCGCCACCGCCUCAAACCCUGGUACUUCUCGCCCUACCCUCAGGAGCUCACCGCCCUCCCCGUCGUCUACCUCUGCGAAUUCUGCCUUAAGUAUGUCAAGAGCCUCAAAUGCCUCCAGAGGCACCUGAUGAAGUGCGAUUUGAGGCACCCUCCGGGUAACGAAAUCUACCGCAAAGGGACCAUUUCCUUCUUUGAGAUCGACGGCCGGAAGAACAAGAGUUAUUCGCAAAAUCUUUGCCUCCUGGCGAAAUGCUUCCUCGAUCACAAAACCCUCUACUACGACACGGAUCCCUUCCUCUUCUAUGUCAUGACUGAAUACGACAGCAAAGGCUUCCACAUUGUCGGCUAUUUCUCCAAGGAAAAGGAAUCCACCGAAGACUACAACGUGGCGUGCAUUCUGACAUUACCUCCUUAUCAGAGACGGGGUUAUGGCAAGCUGCUGAUUGAGUUCAGUUAUGAGCUGUCCAAGGUGGAAGGCAAGACAGGCACCCCUGAAAAACCCCUCUCGGAUUUGGGCCUCUUAUCGUACCGCAGCUACUGGUCCCAGACAAUCCUGGAGAUCCUGAUGAAUCUCAAACUGGAGAACGGCGAACGCCCACAGAUCACCAUCAACGAGAUCAGUGAAAUCACGAGUAUCAAGAAGGAGGAUGUCAUCUCUACGCUUCAAUAUCUCAACCUCAUCAAUUAUUAUAAGGGACAGUACAUCUUGACCCUCUCCGAGGACAUUGUGGACGGGCACGAGCGGGCCAUGCUGAAGCGAAUUCUGCGCAUUGAUUCCAAGUGUUUACAUUUCACCCCAAAGGACUGGAGUAAGAGGGGGAAGUGGUGAAUUCAAAGGCUCCCCCCCCCCACGGGCCCUUUGACUUUGGCAAAAAGCAGGGGGGGGGGUCCCCCCAGGACCUCAGUGUACAGCGGUAGCAGGAUCAAGCUGACCACCCCCCCCUUCAUCCCUACCCCGCCCCGGACUCUGAACAGCCCUGCGCGUCCCGGAUGGCCUUUUCGAGACGGGACUCCGCCAAGACUUUUGUGUACAGUAGUUGAAAAGCACAGACGGGUUGUGUUCAGCCUGCUUAUAUCGGUCCAGACAUUUCUGAAUGCUCCCCAUACUCCUCCAGGUUGGGGGGGGGGGGCUGAGGGGUUUUUUGCCCCCCUCCCGAGUCCCAUGGUGCUCGGGUACAAGCGGAUUUGCGGGGUGCACCUUCCGAGCGGCCAGAUAAUGGAUCCCAUCCAGCAGCUGAUUCUGGCGGGGAGAGGGAGAGCCCACGGCACUCGGGGGCUGAAACCCCGGAGCGGGCACAAGGCCGAGACCCCUCCCGCCGGCUCCAGGUCAGAAGAGAUGGGGGCUGUGCGGGCCUCUUCAUGCAGGAAAAGCCUGGAGCGCCGAGAAGAUGCACCUUUCUCAAAAAGGGACAACUCACCUCUUGUCUCUGAUUGGAAUAAAUGAACAAAGUCCUUUUUUUUAAGGAAA